Messenger RNA from Melanotaenia boesemani (Boeseman's rainbowfish), 3217 nucleotides. Its product is annotated as N-acetyllactosaminide beta-1,3-N-acetylglucosaminyltransferase 3-like. Gene Ontology annotation, molecular function: hexosyltransferase activity. The transcript has 2 exons. Bases 10 to 1236 code for a protein of 408 amino acids. Gene Ontology annotation, cellular component: membrane. The record is from RefSeq and is a predicted model, not a curated record. NCBI's taxonomy places the organism in Eukaryota, Metazoa, Chordata, Actinopteri, Atheriniformes, Melanotaeniidae.
ACCAAAGUCAUGCAGCUUAGAAUACCGGACUCAAUCUCAGCGAGACAGACAGGAGUGUUGGUCACUUUCUACAGAGUUUCAAGGAUGAGAAAAAACAAGGCAAGAUAUAUCUUGAUUGCAGGAGCUCUUGGUCUGUUCGUCCUCCAUCUCUGUAAAGAAUCUGUUAACCACAAAACCAGACAACUCAACAUCAGUGAGACAGAAGUUCACAACAAAAGGAAGCAGCUCACCAAAAAAUCUUACGUAUACUCCUGGCCAAAAUGUCAGCAAAACACAUCUGCUGCCCUUAUCAAAGGCUUUUCAGGCCUCCCUCAAAAUAUUCAAGAUUUUCUUUACUAUCAACACUGUCGCCAUUUCCCCCAGCUACUGGACCUCCCUAACAAAUGUGGAGGAGCUGAUAAAUCCGGAGAAGUCUUCCUUCUGCUUGUCAUUAAAAGCUCCCCUAAUAAUUAUGAUCGCCGAGAGGUGCUGCGCAAAACCUGGGCUAAAGAGAGGAUUCACAACGGUGUGUGGAUCCGAAGGAUCUUCAUCUCAGGGAUGGCAGGUGAUGGAUUUGAAAGGGAAAGACUGAACAAACUACUCGAACUGGAGCAACGUGAGUUCAGUGACAUCCUCCAGUGGGACUUCAGUGACACAUUUUAUAAUCUCACCUUGAAGCAGAUGCUCUUUCUUGAAUGGAUGGAAAGAAAUUGUCCAAAAGCUCACUUCUUAUUUAAUGGUGACGAUGAUGUCUUUGCACACACAGACAACAUGGUUUUGUAUCUCCAAAGUCUUGAAGACAAUGAUGGAAGCAAGCAUCUCUUCACUGGCCACCUAAUUCAGAAUGUGGGGCCCAUUAGAGAACCACAGAGCAAAUAUUUUAUCCCAGUUCAGAUACAGAAGUCAGAAUUAUACCCACCUUACUGUGGUGGUGGAGGCUUCCUUCUUUCCAGCUAUACAGCAAUGGUUAUAUAUAAUAUGUCAGAAUCCAUACCAAUUCUUCCCAUUGAUGAUGUUUACAUGGGGAUGUGUCUGGCCAAAGCAGGGCUUGGUCCUGCAUCCCAUAUGGGUGUAAAGACAGCAGGAUUGUACAUUCCCUUCACCAACGCAGAUGUAUAUAACCCAUGCUAUUAUAAAGACGUUUUACUGGUACACAGAUUCCUUCCUGCACAGAUGUAUGUCAUGUGGCACAGAGUACAGGACCCAAAUCUGAAAUGUGGUCAUUCUAACCAAAUGCCUAAUAUUGCCACGCUAUAACUCACUGGCAGGUCUUUACAGGGAUAAAGGGCUGAAUUUUUUUUUUUUUUUUUAUAUAUUUCAAUUUCUCUUGCAAAAAAGGUUUGAAAAUGUAAGCUUUGUUGUCACAACAUUUGAAUGAACAGACACUGAGCACUUUGACAGUAACAAAGACAAAAUUAUUCAGGUUCAAAGCAGACAUUAAGCAUUGUAAUUCUGCUCGUUAACAAAUGUUAGUUCAAUAUUUACUUGUUUCAUUCUCAGCUGCUGAGAAUAUGACCAUAUGACAAUAUGACAUAUUUAGUUUGUGCCAAAUUUUGCACAUUUAUUUAAUUUAUUUGUUCUUGCCAUGCAGGUAAUAUAUAGCCUGUUUGUUAAAUCUUAUUUUCUGAAAUUACUGAUGAACCCAGGCUUCAUGACACCUGGGAGAUAAAACCAUAUAACAAACUUCAGGCCAUACAAAUUUACAUCCAGAAUACACUAACUACUAACAGAUUAAAAGCUAUGAGCUAUAAAGAUGGGUGAUUUUUGUACAUUACAUAUGCUUCUUCCUUCAAUAGAGUGCAUGAACUUUUGGAACUACGAGCUGGUAAUGAAGCCAAACAGUGCACGAGUAUAAAGAUGCUUUUUGACAUAAAAGCCAUGGUCUUUACAGGAAAACACCUCCUUGAACCAUUUCACUAAUAUUUUAUCUUAUCAACAGUAGAUGGGCUUAAAAGCUUUGGGUUUCUUUACAUUCACAACAAUAGUUUGUAGAUAUUGUCACAAGUAUGUAGAGUGACACUUUUAAAGCCUCCUAGAGCCACAACUGUGAAAGAAUACACGUAAGGAAGCAUAAUGUGUCCUUUCAUGUGCUUUUUAUUUUGUAUGGCAGCUUCUUCAACAUGAUUUUCAAGUAAGAUGAGUUGACUACAAAGAUUUUGCAAGCUGAUGUCAGCUUAUUUGUGCACCUACAGAUAAAACCAAGGGUUAAAAUAUGAAAGUUUCAGUUGACAAAAGGCACCAGCUGGAGCAUAUUUCUGAACCUGUGUGUGCAAACAGAGUGAAGUCUUGAAACACGAGAAGAUAGGCUGCUGUUGUCACUAUAUACUUAACUUUCAUGCCUGAAUGACAAUCUCCGUGGGAAGUAAGGGACAUGUUUGCAUGCGUAAGUGGUAAAAUUAUCAAAUGCAGCUUAGAAAUGGACAAUGAAUGAGUUUUGCUUUGAACAGUCUGAUUAAUGGACUUGAACAGUCUGGUAACCAUAAUUAAACCAUUUCUUUUCAAUAAUUGACUAUUUUUUCUCCGUUGUAAAUCAUUCUGAUUUUCCUUUCUUGCAUACACCUGUAAUGUCUUCUAAGACAUAGCACUGUGUUGCGGAUUUCCAUUCAGAGGGAUGACCCACUCUGUGAACAGUAUGACCAGAAGAGGUUAACUCAGCUACUUAAUUUGUACAGCACUGUGGGUCACUGUGGGUGUGUAGGCUAUGUACAUACCAUUUACUGCAAAAAGGUAUUGUACACGACCGCAGCUAUGUGGCCUCUGGUGCAGUAUUUGCUGAAACUCACACAAUUGUGUCAUAUGUGGGUGGCCUAAAUGUAAUAGUGACUGUGUGGAAGAGAGUACACAUUUCUUACAUUAAGAACAUAAGUACCACUGUAAUAUGAUUGUUGUGUUACAGCUUGGUAUUACAUCUAUAAUACAGUCUGACAGUCAGGUUACUCUUGUUCUUUAUGUUAAAAUAUUCAACUGUUCAAAGAAGGAACCAAAAACUUGAUCAAGUUGACUUAUUAUUUAGUUAAAGUUUGAAAUUAUGUUCUUGUUGGACUGUGUAUUUAAUGGCUGGGUCGAAGCUGUGCAGGAAAUUAUUUCUCAGGGUUAUUUAUUAUUCUACUUUUAUAACAUAAAAUGUGUGUUGUGGAAAGGCAUUAAGGUACUGUUUGGGCCUUGCUGUACAUUUUCACUGUUGUAUAUUGAAGAUAUGUACCGUCUGUCAGGUCUCAAUAAAAACAUUUAUAAAUGG